UCAAGUUUCAAUCACGCUGAGAAAAGAGAAAGCUUUAGCUACAAGGUAGCUAGCCAUGGCGAGCGGGAAGUCGGUGAUGGCUUUGAUCAAAGCCCUGAAGCCCGCAUUUCGCAACGGCAACGACAACGACAAGGUGGUUUUUGCCGUUCACUCUUUCUUCUUAGCUUCCGGCUACGAGCUCACCGCCACAGGUCCCCUUGCCUUCAACCCCUCUGGCCUCACCUCUGCUUCCACAGAUGAAGUGGGUAUUCAGGACUGGAACGAGCUUGACGACCAGUACGCCUUCAUCUACGUGAACCCGGAAAAGGGUUCGAGGAAGGUGCUCGUCAAGUGUCUUGUAAUGGAGGGAAAAUUGCAUGUUUAUUAUGCUUUGACUGAUGGGUCUUCUAAGCAUGUGGAACUCGAUGUUGGCGACUAUGUUGAGGAAAAUGGAGGCGGCAAUUACUCCAGACAGUUCAAGAAUAUGGAGAUGUUAGUGACACGUCUGGAGUCCCUGCAGAAUUUGAGUUCAGAAACAAGUGAGACUAACUGUGUGAGGAGGAUCAAAAUUGAAUCUCAUUCUGGUCCUGUUCCUGAAACUCAUCUUUCAGGACGCAAAAGAAAGGAGCUCCUUACUCUCUGUGAGGAGAAGGAAACUCCAGCUAACACCACCAAUGUCGCCGUGGCCGGUUCUGUCAAACAUGUGUACAGCAUAAGGCGAGUGAAGCAUAAGAUAGGUUCAGGGUCAGAUGAAGCAGAUGGUCUUGGCAUACUGAUUGAGGACAAGAAAAUGGAUAUUAAGGAGCCUCAUGAUGUUCCAGCUACUGCCCUCAUGGCCGAGCCCGUCCCUGCUUCUAAGGCUGCUGACUCUGCCUGCAACCCAGUUCCAUCAUUUGUCAGAUGAGAUGCUACCAUCACCACUGAAGAAAAUAAGUCCUCGCCAUCUCCAAGAUGGAGAAGUGUACCGAGGUGGUAAAAGGAUGAAACGAUGAUGCCGUGCUGGAAAAUAAUCAAAGAAGAAAAGAGCCCAAAAGAAGCCUGAAACUUGAAUGGACUAGUCUGAGGCUUCGACCCCAAAUUUACAACAUGAAGACAUUAAUCUAGCCCAUAUUGUCAAAUUUCUAUUUUUUUUGGGUUUGUAGCCCAUAGUUAUUGAGGCUAAUAAUAAUGCGACACGUGGCACCACAUCACUGUCGUUGGUUCCACGAUUAAAGGCUUUAAUCCAUGAAGUGAAAGGGAUUUGAGAUCGAACAAAAACACAACACAAACCCAUUACUUGUCCUAUUCUUGGAUGGAAGUCAUU
Molecule: messenger RNA, 1282 nt
Organism: Prunus dulcis (almond)
Lineage: Eukaryota; Viridiplantae; Streptophyta; Magnoliopsida; Rosales; Rosaceae
Product: probable proteasome inhibitor
Exons: 8
Coding region: 56-883 (275 amino acids)
Biological process (GO): proteasome-mediated ubiquitin-dependent protein catabolic process
Molecular function (GO): endopeptidase inhibitor activity; proteasome binding
Source: RefSeq, a predicted model, not a curated record